UGCUCGAGUCCGAGUUCUUUUCUCAUCCCCUCUCUCUGGAGCCAGAGGCGGGGGGAUCUCGGCCAGCUUGGGUUAAUGCCGUCCGUGUUUUUUUCUUUUAUUUGCAUCGGAGUUUUGAAUGAAGCAAGCAUUUUGAGAAUGAGGCCUUUUGCAGGGCUUGAUGCUUGUGCAGCUGGUUUAGUUUCUCCAGGCGUUUCUUAUUCUGUCCUCCACUCUUUCUGGGUCACUGAUGAUCCCGGCUUUCCCCUGCAAAGCAACCUGGGAAAACUUGAGUUGUGUUCUCAGAGUUGACACAUUCCCGCUGAUUUCAUGUUCCGUGUGCUGUCAAUGAAACCCGAAUUUUGUCCUCACUAAGCUGCCAUCAGACAUCUUUCAGAUGUCCUGAAGACCAUCCUUGGGGAGACACAGGAAGAGGAGGAUGAGAUCCUUCCGAGGAAAGACUAUGAGAGUCUGGACUAUGACCGCUGCAUCAAUGACCCUUACCUGGAGGUAUUGGAGACCAUGGAUAAUAAGAAAGCGCGAAGAUAUGAGGCAGUGAAAUGGAUGGUGGUGUUUGCCAUUGGCGUCUGCACUGGGCUGGUGGGUCUCUUUGUGGACUUCUCUGUGCGACUCUUCACCCAGCUCAAGUUCGGAGUGGUUCAAACCUCGGUGGAGGAGUGCAGUCAGAAAGGCUGCCUUGCCCUGUCCCUCCUUGAACUCCUGGGUUUUAACUUGACCUUUGUCUUCCUGGCGAGCCUUCUCGUCCUGAUAGAGCCAGUGGCAGCGGGUUCUGGAAUCCCUGAGAUCAAGUGCUAUCUGAAUGGUGUGAAGGUGCCAGGAAUCGUCCGGCUCCGGACCCUGCUCUGCAAAGUCUUUGGGGUGCUGUUCAGUGUGGCUGGAGGGCUCUUUGUGGGCAAGGAAGGCCCCAUGAUCCACAGUGGUGCUGUGGUAGGAGCCGGCCUCCCUCAGUUUCAGAGCAUCUCCUUACGGAAGAUCCAGCUAAACUUCCCCUACUUUCGCAGUGACAGAGACAAGCGGGACUUUGUAUCAGCCGGGGCAGCUGCUGGAGUUGCUGCAGCUUUUGGGGCCCCUAUAGGGGGCACCUUGUUCAGUCUGGAGGAGGGCUCGUCCUUCUGGAAUCAGGGGCUCACGUGGAAAGUGCUCUUCUGUUCCAUGUCUGCCGCCUUCACCCUCAACUUCUUCCGUUCUGGGAUUCAGUUUGGAAGCUGGGGCUCUUUCCAGCUGCCCGGGUUGCUGAACUUUGGUGAAUUUAAGUGCUCUGACUCUGAUAAAAAAUGUCACCUCUGGACAGCUAUGGAUUUGGGUUUCUUCGUCGUGAUGGGGGUCAUUGGGGGCCUGCUGGGAGCCACAUUCAACUGUCUGAACAAGAGGCUUGCAAAGUACCGUAUGCGCAACGUGCACCCGAAACCUAAGCUCGUCAGAGUCUUAGAGAGCCUGUUGGUGUCCCUGGUGACCACUGUGGUGGUGUUUGUGGCCUCCAUGGUGUUAGGAGAAUGCCGACAGUUGUCUUCUGCGAGUCAAACUGGUAAUGGCUCGUUCCAGCUACAGGCCUCAUCAGAAGAUGUGAAUUCUACCAUCAAGACAUUUUUCUGUCCCAAUGAUACCUACAAUGACAUGGCCACACUCUUCUUCAACUCCCAGGAGUCUGCCAUCUUGCAGCUCUUCCAUCAGGAUGGGACUUUCAGCCCCAUCACCUUGGCCUUGUUCUUCACCCUCUAUUUCCUGCUGGCAUGCUGGACUUUCGGCACUUCUGUCCCCAGCGGCCUCUUCGUGCCUUCGCUGCUGUGUGGAGCAGCUUUUGGACGUUUAGUUGCCAACAUCCUGAAAAGCUACAUUGGACUGGGCCACAUCUAUUCUGGGACCUUUGCCCUAAUUGGUGCAGCAGCUUUCUUGGGUGGGGUUGUGAGAAUGACCAUCAGUCUCACGGUCAUCCUGAUCGAGUCUACCAAUGAGAUCACAUACGGGCUUCCCAUUAUGAUCACUCUGAUGGUGGCCAAGUGGACGGGGGACUUUUUCAAUAAGGGCAUUUAUGACAUCCACGUGGGCCUGCGUGGCGUGCCUCUUCUGGAGUGGGAGACAGAGGUGGAGAUGGACAAGCUGAGAGCCAGUGACAUCAUGGAGCCCAACCUGACGUACGUCUACCCACACACGCGUAUCCAGUCUCUGGUGAGCAUCCUGCGCACCACCGUCCACCACGCCUUCCCAGUGGUCACGGAGAACCGGGGCAACGAGAAGGAGUUCAUGAAGGGCAACCAGCUCAUCAGCAACAACAUUAAGUUCAAGAAAUCCAGUAUCCUCACUCGUGCCGGUGAGCAACGCAAGCGGGGCCAGUCCAUGAAGUCCUACCCUUCCAGCGAGCUUCGAAAUGUGUGCGAUGAGCAUGUGGCCUCGGAGGAGCCCGCAGAGAAGGAGGAUCUGCUGCAGCAGAUGCUGGAGAGGAGAUACACUCCCUACCCCAACCUAUACCCUGACCAGUCCCCGAGUGAAGACUGGACCAUGGAGGAGCGCUUCCGCCCGCUGACCUUCCAUGGCCUCGUCCUGCGCUCGCAGCUCGUCACCCUGCUUGUCCGAGGAGUGUGUUAUUCGGAAAGUCAGUCUAGUGCCAGCCAGCCACGCCUUUCUUAUGCGGAGAUGGCCGAGGACUACCCGCGGUAUCCGGACAUACAUGACCUGGAUCUCACAUUGCUGAAUCCCCGGAUGAUUGUGGAUGUCACCCCAUAUAUGAACCCUUCACCAUUCACUGUCUCCCCCAACACCCAUGUUUCCCAAGUUUUCAACCUGUUUAGAACCAUGGGCCUGCGCCACCUGCCUGUGGUGAAUGCGGUGGGAGAGAUUGUGGGGAUCAUCACUCGACACAACUUGACGUAUGAGUUCCUGCAGGCCCGGCUUCGGCAGCAUUACCAGACCCUCUGACAGUUGAGCUUGGCUGCCACCAGCCCACUCUCCCAGAGAUGCCUCUGCAGGUGGCCUGCUCACACACUGGCCCCCAUAGCUGGCAUGAAGGCUUCCGGUCACCCACUUGCCUGGAGUCCUGGAAGACUGGGGUCAGAGGUUUCAGUGAUGUGUUGAGCAGAAAGUUGGGGUUUUACUAACUUCUCAGCAAGUAUUUUCCGUUUCUCCUUCCCCAGGCUCCCGUGGAGAGACAUCAGGGAGAAGUCAGGCUGGGUCCUGGGUAGGCACUUGGUGCUUCUCUGUUGCUGUUUCUCAGAGAACCCAGCUGUUGCCCAGACCCUUCUAGGAAGGGUGGGCAGAGGCAAACAUCGGGGGUGUUAUUUGCAUAUCAUGUUCAUUACUGAGUUCAGGAAUUGGGCCUGAGAAAGGUUCCCAAUGUCAGGGAAGCAUAGGAUCAAGCCCGGGACCUCAGAUCCUCUAGAGCUCUCUGCCUCUCCUUUGGCCUUUCUUCUCAUUCUGUUUCCUGGGAGUGGGCAUGUGCUCGCCCUGUGGCUUGGUCUCCUUAGAAUCAGUUCUGAUCAGACCCAUGAAGCACUAAAACCCUAGCUAACAGCCUUUGAACCGUUAAAUCCCAUCAUGGGGACAGCGCCUUCUCCCUUCGCUGUAGGCAUUCAGUAGUCCCAGCAACAGUUACACCCGGUCUUCCAGUACCAUGCUCUCUGUCCACUCUCAGUCCGUUCCUCCCCCAGCCACUGGACUUUCCAAGCCUUCAUCUUUGUCUUUCUGGUGGUGCAGCCCCAGCUGUGUCUUGGACUCAUUCCCAAAGUUAACCAAAAUUGAGGAACCCCCUCGACAGAACCGAUACCCCAAGCCCUAGAGGAUUUGGAAUAGCUCUACAAGCUGGCAAACAGGCGUCCCUGAGCCAGGGUCAAUCAAAGGUACAGCCUUAAGAGGAAGCUGGUGGCUCCGCUCUUGGUCACUGCUCACUCCUGGCUUCCCACGCCACUCCCUGCUUAGCCCUCUUCCUGAGGACUUGGAGAGGAGCUUUUGCAGCUGCUGGGCUUGGGCCUGGGGAGGGAGUGGAUGCUCCUGCCCCUUGUGCCUCACAGCUGCUGGUCCUCUCUGGGUGGUACCUCAGGGAACAUCAGAACUCACUUUACUGCACCCUCGGGCCCCUGUGGUGGCUGUCCUUGGAUACCAGGGGAUUUUCAUUUGCAUUAAAUACUGUUUUUUCUCUUCUUUGGUUUUUUGAGACAGGGUUCCUCUGUGGCUUUGGAGCCUGUCCUGGCACUAGCUCUGUAGGCCAGGCGGGUCUCGAACUCACAGAGAUCCGCCUGCCUCUGCCUCCCAAGUGCUGGGACUAAAGGCGUGCGCCACCAUCGCCCGGCUAGCUGGGAUAUUUCUAAGCAGGGAUCUAUCUGGCCCAGCUGCAGCUUCAUUUUACAACUGACUUGAGUGUCUGCCCUACUGUAUCCUCCAUCGGGAAGGAAACCAGUUGCCCACACCAAGAGAAAAGCUUGACACACUACAGAAUCGUCUUCCCAGCCUAUGGGUUUGCAGAAUAGCAGCCUGCAGAGGACCUGAGUCCACAACUUGCCUCCGAGACAGCCCUGGUGACCCACUGCAUUCUGUCCAUCCCGCGUGUGUGAUGAGUCACCUCCAGUGUAGCCCAGAAUAGACGGUGCGGAUACAUCUACGCUGGAGCUGGAGCCCAUGCCCCUCUGCCCCUUUGCCCCUCUAGGACACUCAGCCUCUGUGUCCCUCCCCACAACCUGCCUAUCCAGAAAAGCCCAAAGACAACAGCUUCUCCACCCGUGAACUAGAGCUGUAAGCCUUGGACCCCUCCCCCACAGCUGCCCCUUGGAACCGGUGGUACAGUAUCUCACCUGCCACAUUUCAGCGCCCCCCCUCCCCCAGUGCCACAGCACCUUGUCACAACAGCUCCACGGAGGGACCCCUGAAGUACCGCCUGAGGUUGGAUCGAGGCAGUUUUCCUGCCUUCUGCACCUGGGCAUUGCGUGGCUCUCUGGUCCUGCUGUGGGAGCUUGGUGUUGUAUGAGCUGUCUGCAUGUGACCUUGGUUAAGCAGUUCCAGCUGGAAUGGACGUUAGCUUGAUUCAGCCAGCCGUGUGACAGUUUGAUGCAGACCUUGGUGACAAGAAAGCUUCCGGAAAAGCCAGCCCCGCAGUGUUGACACACAGUGGUGCCCUGGCUCCGAUGGACCUCGGUGAUUGUCCAGUUGCAUUCCGCCUUUCUGUUUGCACUGUUUAUGUGGUAACAUUAGCUGGGUCCACUGUGGAGAUGAACUGUAUCUUUUUUAAUUUGUAAAACUCUAUUUUUUAUUUGACCCUUUGGAAGGAGGAAGUUCUGUGGUAACUUUACGAAGUCAGAAUAAAAUGUCUGCACCUUCUCCAUA
Molecule: messenger RNA, 5307 nt
Organism: Alexandromys fortis (reed vole)
Lineage: Eukaryota; Metazoa; Chordata; Mammalia; Rodentia; Cricetidae
Gene: Clcn6
Product: chloride voltage-gated channel 6
Exons: 23
Coding region: 502-2913 (803 amino acids)
Biological process (GO): chloride transport; transmembrane transport
Cellular component (GO): lysosomal membrane; intracellular membrane-bounded organelle
Molecular function (GO): voltage-gated chloride channel activity
Source: RefSeq, a predicted model, not a curated record